AUGAGUGUACUACUGGUUUACCCGCAAAGGAGAUCCAAGUUCAACGCCAAGGGUCAGGUCAAGUACGCCGAAAUACCCAGGAAACUGUCUCUGAGUAUCGCGUGCACCAGAAGAAGAGCAGUUCGUGCAUGUAGCACUGCCAAAACCGCAACAGAUACCCUAUACAAGGACCAACAAGAUAUUCCCUUCCAGAAGUCACGGCUCGAUGUGAAACACAAGAAACAAAAUGGCAGGGGAGAGAGGUCUACGGACGUCAAAAACACGGGCUGGGCGAAGCUUGAAAGCGAAGGGCCGCCACGUCUUACGAUGCCUGCCACAAUGCAGGUUUAUUCGCUCGAUCGGCUCUGCAGAGGUGAUGAGCAGUACCAAAUUCUCGAUUGGGUUUCCAGCAUCGAUGUGGGCUCAGAGCCUCCCUCAUUGUCCCUGACCGCGGCCAAAACACACCAGCUCCAACGAAAACGUCCACUUCCCUCCCCCUCCAUGUCGAGCAGCAAUGCAACUUCGAGUACGCCGAGUGGCAAGCGGCCUCGAAUCGAUCCUAAUCGAACACCGCGCGCCAAUCCCCAGUUGUCAGUGUCAGGGAGCAGCGACGCGAAUUCGGCCGCCUCAAGCUCCGGGUACGAUAUUGAUUAUGACGAAACGGAAUCGAUGGCGUCGAAGCGCACGCGCAGCAACAAGUCGAGUCCUACAAAGACCACGCACACCCUUGCGUACUUGCACGUCGAGCAUGUCAUACAAUACAAGGCCUUUGAUGGGAGGGAGUCGGCCAGCGCCCCGGCAUCGUUGAAAGAGUUGGUCGCAUCAAUCGAGGCUGACGCCUUUGGCCAGGGUAUUAUUUCUGACUAUGAUCUGGCGUUACUUGGCUCGGAUGCACCUGAUGAUCCCCUCUUUUCAUCCGUUUUCGCCUCGUCUCGAUUCGUCGACCGCACGGGCGUGAGAGCCCAAUUAGGCACCUCUCUCUCUAAAGAAGCAGUCUGCGAGAUAUUGGAUGAAGCCGAGGAAUGCGAAGAAAUGAGACAUUCCGAGGCGAACUGGAACUGCUUUGUUCAUUCACGACUCAUUCGGUUGGCCCUUCGCUUGUCAAGCGUCAACAGCGACAACCACCAGGAUGCUUCUAGGAUACACAUCGGGUGCCUCAACGCAACCACUGCGCAAAUCAUCAAAGCAUUCGCUCCUCGUACAUUCGGACGCAAACACGACAAGCGCAUCGACUUUUGCUUCUAUAUCGACCUCCCAGACUCAAAUCCUGCGUCCCACACACUGAAUCAAGUCUGCCACCAGACCUUGCACGGAUCUAUCAACCACACCGAUUACGCGCCGCUCCUAAGACGGCCUGUCUGCCUAAGCAUUGAGACUAAGCGCACGGGCGAGGACUGGCAAGCCGCCCUCGAACAGACCAGCAUCUGGCUCGCCGCACAGUGGGCGUGUCUUGACAAGCUCGUUGGUACACCGGCAGCGGCCACAGGCCUUGACUUUCUCCCGGCAUUGAUCGUCCAGGGCCAUGACUGGUUUUUCGUAUCCACGACGCGAAAUAGGCGCCCGGACGGUCGAUACGAGACCAUUCUCUGGAGCAAGGUUUAUGUCGGGUCGACGGCAUCUGCCCGCGGCCUCUAUCAGGUCGUCACCACCAUCCAGCGCCUGGCUAAGUGGUGUUCCGAGACUUACUGGCCAUGGUUUGCGACCCAGGUAUUGGGACGUGGGUUAGAAACAGGUUCUUGA
Messenger RNA from Fusarium vanettenii 77-13-4, 1719 nucleotides. RefSeq lists its product as uncharacterized. Bases 1 to 1719 code for a protein of 572 amino acids. Lineage: Eukaryota; Fungi; Ascomycota; Sordariomycetes; Hypocreales; Nectriaceae. The record is from RefSeq and is a predicted model, not a curated record. The transcript has 7 exons.